This is a messenger RNA of Cetraspora pellucida, 1023 nucleotides long. The record is from the annotation of a GenBank genome assembly. Lineage: Eukaryota; Fungi; Glomeromycota; Glomeromycetes; Diversisporales; Gigasporaceae.
AUGACCGAAGAACAGCAAAAAAAAGUUGUUAUUGGAUUAAGUGGGGGGGUUGAUUCGGCAGUUGCGGCUCAUUUAUUAAAAAAACAAGGCUACAAAGCGGACAAUCUACUGAAAUCUGUUCCCAAACUCAAGAUUGAAAUGAUGCGGAAAAAGUGGCUAGGGCGUACUCCUAAUCCGGAUAUUUUGUGUAAUGGUGUAAUUAAAUUCCAUUACUUUGUAAAACAUAUUUUUCAGACCUCAAAAGUUAAUUAUGUUGCUACCGGUCAUUAUGCUAAAAUUACUUUUGAGAACAGUAAUUAUUAUUUGAGUAAGCCCAAGGACCAAGACAAAGACCAAACUUAUUUUCUGUGCCAAAUUUCCCUUAAUCUCUUGCCAAAAUUAAUUUUUCCCUUGGCUGACUUAACCAAGAGUGAAGUGCGUCAGAUAGCAAAAAGGCUAAGAUUGAUUAAUGCCGAAAAAAAAGAUUCAACGGGCAUUUGUUUCAUCGGUGAACGAAAAUUCACCAAAUUUCUUACUAAUUAUUUGCCCCGACAACAAGGGGAAAUAAUAGAUAUUAUUAGUCGAGAAAAAAUUGGUCAACAUUCCGGAAUUGCUUAUUUUACGCUCGGGCAACGCAAAAAUUUAGGUUUGUCGGGACAAAAAGAGCCUCAUUAUGUAGUUGCCAAAGACCGGAAUAAGAACGUGAUUUAUGUGGCAAGGGGUUGGGAUAAUCAGUGGCUUUACUCGGGCUGGUGUAUAGCUGGCGACCCCCAAGGAGUUUUAAUUCGGGCCGUUGAGCCACUCGACCACCACACUAUCCCUGUUAUUUCCCAUCACGACAAGAAAAAAAAACAGCAUUAUUAUACCAAUGGCCCGGGUAAAUUAUGUCGGGCUUUACAGAUUGACCUUAGCCUGAACCAUCUUGAUUUAACCACUAACAAUUUAAUUUAUUUAGAAGACCAGCCACCGCUUACCGCAGAAGAAAUCAUUGCCACCGCGAGAAUUAACAUUGACUACGCCAAGGAGGAUAAAGAACAUUUAUGA